UUUGAGUGGAGUUCAGGACCACUAGACACCCGUAGUUCUUGAAAACUUUGGGCAUAACAACCACAAGUAUCCCUGCUGGAUCAUCUUUGAUUUUAGACGCUUGCAUAACUGUGUUGAUUGUAUAAUGGCAGUUUGUACGGAUCGUUCAACGCAAAUUAUAAGCACAUCUCACCCUGGUCGGACCAUGGAAAUGGUAAAUGCUGCUCAACGGGCAAUGAACGCCAAAGUCACAUCUACAUCAAGUCGUAUACUGGACAUCCCAUGCAAGGUGUGUGGUGACCGUAGUUCGGGCAAGCACUACGGCGUGUAUGCCUGUGACGGCUGCAGUGGGUUCUUCAAGCGAAGUAUUCGGCGCAAUCGUACCUAUGCAUGUAAGAACCGUAGCGGUGGACCAUGCCCCAUCGACAAGACCCAUCGGAACCAGUGCAGGGCGUGUCGACUCAAAAAAUGUAUCCAAGUGGAUAUGAAUAAAGAUGCCGUUCAACAUGAGAGAGGGCCCCGAAACUCAACUAUAAGGAAACAAAUGGCAUUAUAUCUGAAGGAGUCAGCAGCAGCCGUCAACGAUGUCUCAGGGCCGUUGGUAACUGCUUAUUCUCCCCAUGCACAGACCGUGAUUAGUCCGCUAGGUGGGGUAGAGGCUUACGGAACACUCCUUGUCAGCACUCCAGAGUAUGCCCUGCCAGCCGGGCCGUUCCCGUGUUACCCAACACCAAAGCACUAUCCCCGAGACUACAUCCGACCAAUUCAUACGAGUGUGGAGACGGUAUGUGAGACGGCAGCCAGACUCUUAUUUAUGAGCGUCAAGUGGGCCAAGAAUGUACCUGCAUUUGUAUCACUACCUCUCAGAGAUCAGUUGCUGUUAUUAGAGGAAGGAUGGAGGGAACUCUUCAUACUUGGUGCAGCACAGUGGCAUAUGACAAUGGACGCUACGGCUCUCAUGAAUGCAACAGGAAUGCAACCAGAAAACACACCGGCAGAAAAGUUUGCAGCAAUCUCCAGCGAGCUAAGAGUUCUUGAAGAAAUCAUUGUAAAGCUGAGACAGUUAGAGGUAGACGCUACUGAAUAUGCAUGCCUGAAGGGAAUUGUCGUCUUCAAGACAGACGUCUCCGGUGUCCAUGAGACCUCCUCUGUUGCUAGUCUCCAAGACCAGUCGCAACUGACCCUCAGCAAAUACAUUACACUCCGACAUCCGACACAACCUUUCCGCUUUGGGAAGCUUUUGCUGCUGCUACCUACACUAAGAGCCGUCAGACCCAGCACUCUCGAGACCUUAUUCUUCCGCCAGACCAUUGGUUCAAUGCCUAUGAGUAGACUGUUGUGCGACUUGUAUAAAGCCCACGAAUUCUGAACACAUUCGUCGAGGUGUGUAUCAUUUAAAGCCAAACUUAAGUGCCUUAAACAUUUACGAUUCCAAAGAUUAUGUUAAAUAUGGGUUGCUUUGAUAAUAAUUAAAUUGUAAAACGGACGGGUUUUUACAUUCAAAACAAUAUUUAUUAAGGAAUAGAUUUGAAAACGUGUAUUUUUUAGUCAACCUUGUUGCUAGCAUGUUAAGUCCAUCACUUUGAAUUUGAACUUACUCCCACUGAACAUAAAAGCAUUAAUUUAUGCACUUAUUUUUAACACUCCUUUAUAUCACAACGAAACAGUGUUGGCUAACAGUCAGACUGUUACGGGCCCUUUUCGAAACCAUGACUUCGGCUUCCUCCGGCUCAGGCUAGCUUGGCCCCGCGGUUGUUUUGACAAUAUUGCGAGUGAUUUGCGUACGCGCCCAGCCAGGGGCUUCAAACGAGAGGACGGAGUCUGAAGCCGAAUCCAAAGCCAAAGCCGUUGUUUCGAAAGGGCCUACUAAGACACAUUGUUGAAAUUAAUUUAGUAGUAAAUAACAGAACACUUAAAAAUGCAGGUUAGAAUAUCUAAGAUGUAGACAAGUCUUCUUGCCAUUAGUGUAAGCUGGAAUCUCGGUUGAUUUGAAACGCGGUUGCCCUUUACCAUCAAAUAAUGUUUAUCUUUCUCAGUGAAGUUUUCAACAAUUAAUGAAAUUGGACAGCACAGAUUACAAACAAGUGUUUGUAUUAUUACGGACUUGAGGGUUCUGGUUCACAGUUAAGGGCACUAAACACAUUCAGUAAUUGUCAAAGCUAGGCCAGUAUGCACACUUGGUGUAUCCAAACAUAUGCAUAAAAUCACAAAUUUUUG
Molecule: messenger RNA, 2196 nt
Organism: Asterias rubens (European starfish)
Lineage: Eukaryota; Metazoa; Echinodermata; Asteroidea; Forcipulatida; Asteriidae
Product: nuclear receptor subfamily 2 group E member 1-like
Exons: 7
Coding region: 125-1348 (407 amino acids)
Biological process (GO): anatomical structure development; cell differentiation; negative regulation of transcription by RNA polymerase II
Molecular function (GO): zinc ion binding; nuclear receptor activity; RNA polymerase II cis-regulatory region sequence-specific DNA binding
Source: RefSeq, a predicted model, not a curated record